Triticum turgidum subsp. durum (durum wheat) is the source of this 3285-nucleotide messenger RNA. The record is from the annotation of a GenBank genome assembly. NCBI's taxonomy places the organism in Eukaryota, Viridiplantae, Streptophyta, Magnoliopsida, Poales, Poaceae.
AUGGAGGCUGCAGCGGCCACCGUUUUUGUCGGUAGGAUCGCACCAAAGCUCAUAGAGUUCUUAGCUGCAAAUCACAAGCUUCGGCAGAACUUGGAGCAUGACAUCACCUACAUCCAAAGAGAGUUUGCGUUCAUUUCUGCCGCCAUUCAGCAAGACGAUGACUGUCGCUGGAGGAGUGGCAGCAGGACUGACCACGUGCAGAGGGCCUGGAUCCAAAUUAUACGCGACUUGGCGCACGCCAUAGAAGACUGCAUCGACCGCUUCACGCCCCGCGUGGCGAUAUCCAAUAAGUCGCCAAUCCAGAAGUUGAAGACAAGGAAGGCCCGUAAUGAGUUUGCCGAGGCAAUCAGCAAGCUCAAGAAGAUAUCAAAGGAGUCAUCGAAGCUGAGAACAACUUAUGGUACUUCCACCUCCUCCUCAGCUUCGUCGUCGCCAAUGGCAUCUGAGACGAUAGAGAUUGAGACGAAUGACUUCCAUUCUGCUAACGGCCCUGUGGCUGUGGGUAUGGACGCACAACGGGAUGAGCUUCUGGAGCUGAUCCAGAAGGAGCAGCAGCAACUCAAGGUGAUCUCCAUUGUUGGCUUCGGUGGCAUAGGCAAGACUCUCCUUGCCAGGCAUGUAUAUGAGAGUAUGAGCCAAUACGAAGCGCGGGCUUGGGUUUGUGCCACGGAGCAACAGCGCCCAAUGGAUGUUCUCAUUGAGAUAACCCAGAAACUUGGCAUCACCACAUCCAUUGAUGGCGGAGGUCGUCCCAGCAACCCCUGCGAACUCCUAAGAUCUCACCUUGGGACCAAGAGGUUCUUCAUUGUAAUUGAUGAUGUACGGACAGAAUUUUGGCACGCUAUAAAAUAUGCCUUUGAGGGGUUGAGCGGCAGAGUUAUAGUGACGACAGCCAUUCAGUCAGUAGCAACUGCAUGCAGCAGCUCUGCUCAUAGUCAUGUGUACAUAAUGAGAACUCUUACCGAGACAUACUCAAGAAGGUUAUUUUACAAGGAAUCUUUGGGCCAAGAUGACGAUCGGGAGGAUCAGCUUGGCUCAGAAGCGCUGCAGAAGUGUGACGGUCUACCCCUUGCUCUUGUUACCACUGCCCGGUACUUGCAAAGCACAGAUAAUCCGACACGGGAAAACUGGGCAAAAUUGUGCCACAACCUUGGAGCACAUCUGGAAACAAAUGAGAUGUUAGCAAGACUUAAGCAUGUGCUUGUUCAUAGCUAUACCAGCCUUGUUAAACAUGAUCUCAAGACAUGUCUGCUAUAUUUAGGUAUCUACCCAAGUGGUCGUAAGGUCAGGAGAAGAAGCCUCAUAAGGAAAUGGUUAGCUGAAGGGUUUAUCCAAGGUGAUUAUAUAUGUAGCGCCUUGGAUGCCGCUAUCGGCAAUUUCAAUGAGCUGGUCAACCGGAGUAUCAUCCAACCUACAGAUCAAGGUGCCACCAGGAGCAAAAACAGCACAGAGGUGAAGACAUACCAUACUCAUGGCAUGAUGCUUGAGUUCAUCGUGCACAUGUCCAAGUGUGAAAACUUCAUUACCUUGUUAUAUGAUCAGCUGGCUCCCCCAACCCCAACCAACAAAAUCCGCUGGCUUUCUCUGCAUGAUGCAAGUGCCAGCGUAGCAGCCAAUGAUCUAUCUCUUGUCCGGUCUCUGACAGUCUUUGGCAGUGCGCACAAAUCUGUCUUAGAUUUUUCAAAGUAUGAACUGCUGCGAGUUCUGGAUCUAGAAGAAUGCGGUAACCAGUUGGAGGACAAGCAUGUCAAAGAGAUAUGCAGGAACCUGUUGUUGCUCAGGUAUCUAAGCCUCGGGUCCGCUGUUAAGGCACUUCCAAAGGAGAUCAAGAAGCUUCGAUUCUUGGAGACGCUAGAUGUAAGAAGAACACAAAUAGAGAUUCUUCCCACUGAAGUCAUUAAGCUUCCAUGCCUGAUUCAUCUGUUUGGAAAGUUCAAACUGCAACAUGGUGUAGGACGCCGGAAAAUGCUCAAGCUACAGACUUGGUUCUCAGAGAGUAGCAAAUUGGAAACUGUGGCAGGAUUUGUUGUGGACAGCAACAACAAUAGCCAAGGAUUUGAACAGCUCAUGGAGCAUAUGAAACACUUGACAAAGGUGAAAAUAUGGUACAAGCAAUCCACUAAUAGUAUUACGGAUCCCAUUGCAAGGCGCCGAUACUUGAGUUGUCUAUCUGACGCCAUUAAAGGGUUUAUCAAGAGAAGCACCGACUUGAAAAAAGCUCAUUCACUCUCACUGAAUUACGCUGAUGGAUGUUCUCAAGACUUGCUGAAUUUCUCCCUGGAAAAACAAGAUUCCUCGCCAAGCUGCUAUCUUAGCUCACUGAAGCUACAUGGGAACAAUAUAUGCAGCCUGCCUCCAUUUAUUACAAUGCUGGGCAGUCUCACUAAACUGUGCCUUUCAUUCCCACAUUAUCAGCUGACCAGGGAUAUUCUUGCUGCCCUGAGCAGAGUGCGCUGCUUGGCGUACCUGAAGUUGAUCGCAUCUCAACUGGACAAGCUUGUCAUCAUAGAAGGUGCACUCGAAAGCCUGAGACACCUAUGCAUCGUGGUGGAAGUCAUGAAUGAGCUGGAAGUCGAAGAGGGAGCUCUGCCGCUCCUUGAGUCGCUCCACCUACUGUGUAAGGAUAUAAAUGGAUUUAGAGGCACAGCGAUCCAAUCCCUGCAACGUAUUAAGGAGGUCACCCUCCAUGAUGGAGUAAGCGAUGAAACAAAACACGAGUGGAAAGAAGCAGCAAAAAAACACCCCAGACAUCCCAAGCUCUUGUUUGUUAAGACAGCUGAAGAUAUUCAUAUGGGAACUGAACCUGCAGACAAUUCUGAGAGCCCAGCGGCACCAACUACUAAUACGACAUUAUCAGUGACAAUGCCCCAUGAUGCCAUUUCUACUGGACAAUCUGUACAAGUUGAUGGCGAUGAUCUGCAAAGUUAUGAUGAUGAGAAAGAAGACAUGUAUAUUGAUAUCAUAGAGGAUUUUGCUAGCAAAACUUGUCUGGACCCUCUUAUAAACAAGGAAAAUUUGGAACAGGAGAUGGAAGGAGAGGUAGGUUUAAAGAAUCAGCAGAUUGAAGAUGUCAUUCGGUCUACUCAUCAGGCUGAUCAAAAUGGUGUACUUUUGGUGAUGAGUGAGAACACAAGAAAGAGGGCAAGGUUGGAUAUUGCUGAAGACAACUUAAUGGACAAGGUUGUUGAUAGGGUGAAGCGCAAGAAGCCACAGGAUGUCCCAGAAACGAAGCCUACAAAACGAACGGCACCUGGGCAUGUGGUUGUCAUCUCUGAUGGAAACUGA